Messenger RNA from Histoplasma mississippiense, 1818 nucleotides. RefSeq lists its product with no specific name. The record is from RefSeq and is a predicted model, not a curated record. NCBI's taxonomy places the organism in Eukaryota, Fungi, Ascomycota, Eurotiomycetes, Onygenales, Ajellomycetaceae. Bases 1 to 1818 code for a protein of 605 amino acids. The transcript is spliced from 4 exons.
AUGUUUGCCGUCUCUGCUUCCUCCUGCUAUACGGAUAACAUGUUUUCCCGAUGGGCUCGCUUCUGGAAGUCCUCCGGACGCACCAAGGAGAGCCGACGCGACCGGAAGAAGAUAGGCGAGGAGCUCACCCCAGAUGAAUACCGCGCGAGAGAUACCGUCAGAUUGGCUCGAUUCCAGGUCACAGGCAAGAAAUAUGCCGAUGCCACAAUUAUUGCCAUCAAUCGUGUUCAGCGCUUCUGGGAUCGCCACUGUACGUUUAUGGGUGUCGACGCCCACUCUCAUCUUUCCGCAUGUGUGGACGAGAACUUCCGAGUCUAUGCUGAUUGGAGAUUGAAAAAUUUCAACAUCACCAAACAGAGUACGAUCUGGGUUGAGUGGAAAUUCCUUCGACUGCUCUUUAAGAGGGAGACAGGUCGAAAAGUGGAUGAAUUGGUGGGCGAACUAAUCAGCGAGUUCAUCCUGGGUCCUCUGACUGAUGAGUACGAUUUGGACCUGUCGAUCGAUUACAAACCGGUAGUGAGUGUGGAAGACCUUGUGGCCAUCCUCCACUAUCACUGGUGUCUAGAUACCGCAUGUGUUACCCAUGAACGAUAUACCGUGCAGAAUCCACUGCUCAUGUUGUUUAUCGCCUACACCUCAACGCGCCCCGGAGCACUCAUCGAGAGUGGUUGUCUCCGUGGUUCCAACGAUGCCCUCUGCUAUAAGGAUAUUGUGCUGCGUGUGAUCCCUAACCCAGAUCAACCGGACCGGCAUGUACUUGUGAUGGAAGUAUCUCUUCUGUUCAUGAAGGGGAAGCGGAACAAGUCACAACCGACAACCUAUAUUUUCCACGAACGAGAUGACAACCUCGCGCUUUGUCCUGUCUCCCACUUCCUUGCCCUGGCACUGGCUGAUGAUGCAUUCGACGCAAGAGGCAUCAACUCAAUUGAAGAUGUGCUCCGCAUCCGGGUUAUGGCGCCCCGUAACAGCCUGCAUCUGAAAUGGAAACCCCACAUGCUCAAUGUCCCCGUAUUCCGUCGAGCCGUUCACACCGCAGAGGGGAUUCGGAUCUCUCCAGACAAAGCUCUGCCCUAUGACACAUUCAACCAGUAUCUCCAACGCCUGGGACGCAAUGCGGGGUUCGAGCACAAGCUGACGCCGUAUUGUAUCAGGCGAGGAACCGCCAACGCGGUUGAUAGUGAGUAUUAUUAUCGGCAUCUCCACACUUUCAUCAACGGCGUUCUGAUGUUUCCACGCCCAGCUGUUGCAACCACCAGUGAGCGUAACCAGGUCAUGGGCCAUUCCCGAGCGGAUAUCUUCGAACGCUACUAUAUAUCGGUGAAAGUCAAGCGGGAUGUACAGUCCGCCUACCUUGGCUGCCCUGCCCGAGAGUCCAUCAUCCAGGCUGUUGGAAGGUUCAGCCUCACGCGUGAUCCUCGUGCUCCGAAGGAGCUUAGCAAUGAGCAGAAGGAUGCAAUCGAGCGGGAUCCUCAGCUCAUCAAGCUGUGUGACCGGCAGCGUUCAUUGCACAAGCUUAUCGAGAGAAAGCACGGUUCAGUCCCAAAAGCCAAGGGCACAUCGCUGCAUCGCCAAUACACAGAGCUUGGGGAUACCAUCAGGGCCGAGAAACAGGCUCUCCACCGCGAGGCGUUUGAUGACAUGAGACAGGAGUUCUUCGCAACGAUCGACACCAUCGAGAUCGAGAGGCAACUUUUAGGAUUGUCUAUUAGCCAGGAACUCAAGAUGGCCGAUGAGGACAAGGUCCAAUUUGUAUUCGAGGAACGAGCGCGGCUCGCUCGUAAUCUCUUCCGCUCGUCGGACUGUCGAAUCGAAGAUUAG